AUGCACAAGUUGGUUAAACCACUCUGCCUUUCACCUGUCAAGAUGAAGAUCUGUGGCCAGAACAACAGCGAGCCUUACACUACAGAGAGCCCCACCCCAGAUCCCUGGGGCCAUCCAAUAGAACGAUAUCACCAAAGUGAAAGGAGGAGCUUGCUAAGAUUCCUCAGAGGCAACUGGCCAAUGCAGUCAUAUGGGAGACAGGAGAGUACAAAUAUACCUUUCGAUAUUUCCACACAGGAUUUUGGGAAUCUUGUGAAAGACAUAUUGGUGCUACUUUACAGGAGAAGAUGUCGCAGGUUUAUGGAUCUUACCCCUGGAGAGACUCAUGGCGUUCUAUGGCUGUCAAUGAUUGCUGAGUUCAUGUACAUCAGUUUGUCAGGGAUGGGUUUUCUACUACUGUGGGUGGAGGUGAUGUGUUUUCGUAAAGAAAUGCAUACGCUCAAAAUCAACGCCUUCACAGCCAUAUGCACUGUGCUCUCAGGGCUAUUGGGAAUGGUGGCUCAUAUGAUGUACACCACUGUAUUUCAGCUGACUGUAAUUGUGGGGCCCAAAGACUAGAGACCUCAGACGUGGGACUAUGGCUGUUCAUUUGCAGACUACAGAACUGAGAGUAUGAGAG
Xyrauchen texanus (razorback sucker) is the source of this 619-nucleotide messenger RNA. Its product is annotated as germ cell-specific gene 1-like protein. The transcript is spliced from 6 exons. The coding region runs from base 1 to 558 and encodes 185 amino acids. NCBI's taxonomy places the organism in Eukaryota, Metazoa, Chordata, Actinopteri, Cypriniformes, Catostomidae. Gene Ontology annotation, cellular component: plasma membrane. The record is from RefSeq and is a predicted model, not a curated record.